Messenger RNA from Penicillium brasilianum, 1614 nucleotides. The record is from the annotation of a GenBank genome assembly. NCBI's taxonomy places the organism in Eukaryota, Fungi, Ascomycota, Eurotiomycetes, Eurotiales, Aspergillaceae.
AUGGGUUUCAAUAUUGGCGAUACACCUCGAGAAGUGUUGAACUGGAAGCUCUUUUGGAGCGCCGGUGUGUUUGGUCUCCUUGGUGCUAGCCGUGGUCUCGAUGAGGCAUUAGUGGGUGGUAUGGUCAGCCUACAAAGCUUUAAGGACGAAUUUCAUUUGGAUGCGGGAUCCGAAAGCCACCAGGCCAAUGUUCUCUCCAAUAUUACGAGCAUGGUUCAGCUUGGCAGUAUCGUUGGUUCAUUCCUAGCUUUCCUUCUUUGCGACCGGUUUGGCCGUGUCCGUACUCUGCAAAGUCUGUGUCUGCUAUGGCUCACGGGUUUUGUAAUCGUCAUUGUGAGCUAUGGCAAUGUUCCCCAAAUCCUUGCGGGCCGUUUCAUUGCCGGCUUGGGGAUCGGAAUGACUACAGUUGUUAGUCCAAUGUAUAUUGCUGAGAUCGCGCCGAAGAGUGUGCGUGGUAUGUUGACUAACAUAUUCGCUGGCUCGGUCUACCUGGGGGCUACCAUCGCUUUCUUCAGCAACUGGAGGGCGUCAGUUAAUUUGCCGAAUAAUUCACGUUGGCAGUGGGUUGCACCCCAAUUUUCGCAUAUUGGAUUCGCGGCCUUCUUCCUUGUGUUAUCUUUCACUAUUCCUGAAACCCCUCGAUUCUACACAAUCAAGGGAAAACAUGAGAUGGCGGAAAAGGCACUCGCAAAUAUUCGAUGCUUAGAGGCGAGUCACCCAUAUCUCCAGGCUGAGAUUGUUGGUAUUCGAAAUCAGCUUGAGCGAGAGCAGGAGGCAUCUCACGGUGUGUCCCGAUGGGGCAAGGUCCGUGAGCUUUUGUUGGUUCCUGCGAAUCGAUAUCGUCUGAUGCUCGGCUUUAUGUCUCAAGUUCUGGGUCAAUGGUCGGGUGCUAGCUCCAUCACAAUCUAUGCAACCGAGUUUUUUGGAGUUCUCGGCAAGACUGGCCAGUCGGAGAAGCUAUUUGCAAGCUGCAUCCUCGGCGUUGUGAAACUGGUCUCUGCCUAUCUUUGUGCAUUCUUAUUGAUUGACUUCAUUGGCCGACGCCGGUCUCUAUACAUGGGCAUCUCCUUACAAACGAUCUCACUGUUGUAUAUUGCAAUUUACCUUGGCGUCGUUGGCACAGAGACUUUGGAUUCCGGAAAUUUGACACCUUCUCAACACCGUGGAGCUGUCGGCUCGAUUGCCAUGAUCUAUAUCUCUGGAAUUGGGUGGACGAUGGGUUGGAACUCAUUCCAGUACCUUGUCAAUGCCGAUAUCUGGCCACUUCGCCUCCGUGCUUUGGGUAGCUCUCUUGUGAUGUGCCUGCAUUUCAUUAACCAGUUCGGCAACACAAAAGCUGUCCCGACCAUGCUUAUUUCAUUGCAAAGCUAUGGAUUCUUCGCUUUCAGUGCGGCUGUCAGUCUCGUGGGUCUUGUCUGGGUGUGGUUCUUCGUCCCAGAACUGGCAGGACGAUCGCUUGAAAGCACGGACAGCCUAUUCUCUCUGCCCUGGUAUCAGGUCGGUCGACGAGGCGCUCAGCUAAGCCCAGACACAGAUGGUGACCAGACUCAGGAGCAGGAGAAGAACCCGAGAAUCAUGGAUACCAAGCAUGUGGAAUAUGCAACGGCGGUCUAA